AUGAGCCAACUUAAAUUACCACCCUACCAGAAGCGAAAAACUUCCUCCACCAACCGGCCGACGACACUGAACGUUGGAAAGGGAGGAAGUACGGCCAGCCAGGAUAAGAAGUCACCGCUCGGGUAUGGUAUGCAAACGCCGGACGAAUGUCCGUCGCUUCCGGACGGAUUUCUACCGCUGCCCUGUCAGGUAGCAGGACACGCCUUCCACAAGGGAACCGAUUCAUUGGGUUUGUUAAAAAGCGUCGACGAUGGUUCCGUUCUGAAACCGGUCGGCAAGCUACUAGCCGGUCCGCGUGAAAUCAAGUUCUACGAGCAGAUAGCGAAAGCGACCGGCGAGAUGCGGGAGCUUGUGGUACUGCGGGAACUGACGCCGCAAUAUCGUGGCCACCGAAAGCUACCGGUCGGUGGUGAGUUAAUCGAAUUUCUUAUGCUGGAAGAUCUAACCCAGGGCAUGCUAGAACCGUGCAUUAUGGACGUGAAGAUUGGCCGCCGUUCGUGGGACCCGACGGCGACGGAGGAAAAACGUCAGUACGAAGCGUCCAAGUAUGGUGAAAGCCGUGCAGCGUACGGAUUCUGCAUUCCGGGCUUUCAGUUCUACUCGCUCCAGACCGGUCGGCUGCAACGGUACGGGAAAGAGUACGGCAAGAAGCUUACCGAGGUAACGGUGAGGGAUGCGCUGCGUCGGUUUCUAAACGCGGACGGUGGCCUUUGCCGCCAGCAGCUGAUACAGUUUCUGACGGAUCUGUGGAACAUCCAGAAGUGGGCCCGGACGCAAACAUCCUACCGGCUGUACGCUAGCUCGGUACUGCUCGUGUACGAUGCACGCCGGUUAAAACCGGUACUGCUGCACGCGGGUAAGAAGUCACCCCGAACACCGAACACACCGGCACCGGUUGGCGCUAGUGGUGGUGGCAGUACACCGAACACACCAACCUUCUGCACGACCUCCGUCAACGAGGUGGGUGAUGUGGAACCGCUGCAGCACUACUUCCAGAUACAGAGAAGUCACUCCACCAAUCACAACUACGAAGAGGAUAUAAAAAUAAUGAAAGAAAAUUAUACGUUCAUGCUGGACAAUCUCGUUGGUUCGUACGAGGACAAGAUCUGGGCCAAGGCGCGUAUGAUCGACUUUGCGCACACGUUUCCGUUGCCACCGAGCGAACCACCUGCCGUCGACAGGAACUAUCUCGAGGGCAUAGACAAUCUGGUGAAGCUGUUCGAGGAUCUUCUGAAGGACUGCGAGAUACAAAACUCCCCCCGGCAGGGAGUUGCUUGA
This is a messenger RNA of Anopheles marshallii, 1278 nucleotides long. Its product is annotated as inositol polyphosphate multikinase-like. Gene Ontology annotation, cellular component: cytoplasm; nucleus. NCBI's taxonomy places the organism in Eukaryota, Metazoa, Arthropoda, Insecta, Diptera, Culicidae. The record is from RefSeq and is a predicted model, not a curated record. Bases 1 to 1278 code for a protein of 425 amino acids. Gene Ontology annotation, molecular function: inositol tetrakisphosphate kinase activity; inositol-1,4,5-trisphosphate 3-kinase activity. The transcript is spliced from 3 exons. Gene Ontology annotation, biological process: inositol phosphate biosynthetic process.